Punctularia strigosozonata HHB-11173 SS5 is the source of this 3636-nucleotide messenger RNA. RefSeq lists its product as uncharacterized. The transcript has 4 exons. NCBI's taxonomy places the organism in Eukaryota, Fungi, Basidiomycota, Agaricomycetes, Corticiales, Punctulariaceae. The record is from RefSeq and is a predicted model, not a curated record. Bases 1 to 3636 code for a protein of 1211 amino acids.
AUGGAUCCGCUCCAUAAACCCAAGUAUAUCGACUCCCACAAGAACUCGGAACCAUUCCCGAGGAUAGACAGCCAAUCUGUGCUGGAUACGCCAAAUCUCUACCAGGUCUAUGUCCCAUACCCCUAUCCUUCCGCAUCUCCUGUCCCUACCACACCAGCUCGAAGUUUCAGCAAUACGGGGAUGCCCCACGGUACAGAAAGGCCACCUAGUGCGCCUCAUACAAGUCGCUCGUCUGGUUCACUCAGCUACGCCGACCUAUCUCAUACGCCGGACGCUCGUGGGACGCCGAUGAGCUUCACGCGCCCGAUUUCGACUUCUCCGCACCCUCCCACCUCGCAGAUGCCUACAAGCGGCGUCGGAGCCAUGGCAUCUCAAGCUGCCUUCGACAACAGCAUGCCCGCCGCAAGUCUCCAUGCACAUUUUGCGCCGGUUACGCCAAUUUUCCACCGGGUCAUUGCUGCACACCCCUAUCCUCCCGCAUCCCCUGUCCCUACCGCGCCAGUUCGAAGUCUCAGCUACACGGAGGUGCGCCAUGGGACGGAAACACCACCCGGUACGCCUGAUGCAAGGCGCUCGUCCGGCUCAUUCAGCUACGCCGACCUAUCUCGUACAUCGUACGCUCGCAGGACACCGACGAGCUUCACGCACCCGAUUCCGACUUCUCAUCAUCCUCCUGCAUCCCAAAUCGCUAUAAGCGGCGUCGAAGCGAUGUUCUCUCGAGGUAUCUUUGAUGAUAUCGCACUCCCAGACGGAAUCAACGGCCGUCAGGCACGAAACUGGCAUCAGCUUGUCAGCGUGGAGGACCGGUUGCUUGUUGUCCUCCGUGCUAUAGAUCGUGCGGGGUUUCGUAGUAUUGGUGCCCUCCUCAACGCUCUCUUCGCCGAACAUCACUCCAAACACCAGGCAGUGUUCCAAGGUGUCGCCUCGUUCCUGAGAUGUCGCGAACACAUUCCGGACCCGCAAUUGCGGCCUGCGGCGAUCGUCAAGGCCAUAUUUGAUCAUCCGAAGUCACAGGUUUACGACAACGGGAAGGCGCAGCCCCCUUCCUGGUCAUUUCUUCCGACUUACGCCAAACCACCGUCGCAGCGCAGCCUCACCCCUGGUAGCAAUUCAUCGCGCAAGGGGAUAUUGUCGACUCGAAACAGCCUGCUCCAAUGGGCUAUCACCGAGGUACUGGCUACCGUCGAUCGUGAGAUGGAGACGCUGCUCCGUCCGGAGCACGGAUUCACCUCCGCAAAGGCCACGAAGCUCACAUGGGACGACCUACUAGCCUUUGACUUACCGGCCAUGGAAGAGAAGCUUGCAACACUUGCGCCGACAGUCUUUUCGAUUCUUACCACCGCCGGCAUUAGUCGGCGAGCUCGUAGGAGGCUCUCUGCGGAUGUCGUGCGUGACGAGGAGAUGGAGGCUGAAGAAGACCAACAUGUCGAGGAGGAUAUGGAAGUGGAAGCGGAAGCGGAAGAUGCCGAGCACGCGCGAAGAGCAGAUCGUAAUGUGUUCAUGGGAAUCACGGUUAUCAUGUUGAUAUGCAUGUUCUUCCGUACCCGCUGUGCAAAUGUAUUUGCCACGAUUACUGGACUCAUACUGUUCUCAUGCAAUGCCCACCGCGACGUAUAUGCCUUCCUUAGUCAAGUUGGCCUUUCAAUUGGCUAUAGCACAGUUCAUUCUAAGCUUGGACUGCUCGCUUUGGAUUCGGCUGCAAAAAUCACAAGCUGGGGAAAAUCUGCGUCGUCUACAGGCCACCUCACAUGUCUCAUCCUCUACGACAAUGUGAACAAGGCGCAUCAAGCUUGGCGUCAGGUCCUCGGCCGUCAGAAUGACAUUGAGAAUGGCACUGCAACAACACUUGUUCGGCUUGUAGACGUACCUGAGGGUGCUCUUGAUACUGCACCCGUCAUUGCGGCAAUGAAGGCAGGGAAACGCGGCAACAUCACUGUCUCCGACCUCCUCUUCGACAUCAACUGGUCGCAUAUUGAAAAUGUGGGGAAAGCAACUGUCCUCCGAGUUUGGGUUAAGCAUGUCCCAUCACUAUCAAAGCAUCGUGCGGAGGUCGAAAGGAACUUCAAGGAGACAUAUGCUGUACACCGUCUCCCACUGCGCAAAACAGAGUAUCAGACACUACGCACUACGGGGAUCAACGAGGCAACUACCACAGGUACCGGCAGUAUCCUGCGGAAUGUUAUUUUCCAGCAGCUGCAGAUUGUUGCGUCUUGGAUAUACACCAGCUAUGUGCUCAUAUGCGGUGAUCAGCUCACCGUAGAUCGACUACGCAAAUUCAAGAUCUACAGCGAAAAAGGUGGUGACCCGGUGGAGCGGGGCGAGUACAUCUUGCCUGUUAUUCAGCUUUUCCACCUCAAAUGGGCAUUACUCAAAUGCAUCUUCAAGCUCCACUGGUGGAAGGAUGGACAGGAAAAGGGCACAUUCGGCCUUCAUCGGGAUGCUGCACACAUUGGACGGGGCAAAUUCAACCCAGACAAAUGUGACUUUUACGACGGACACCACAUUGUCGAGGAUAUAUUUGAAGCAACGUGUAUUGAAGCACUCCGGAUUUCAUGUGAGGACAUGACUGGCGCCUCCAGACCAUCGAAUCAACAUUUACUUGGUGUCGUCGACUCCUACUUUGGACCAGAUGGUGAACUUCAUGACUAUUCCUAUGACGACAUCUUAGGCUUAGCCGGGAAGGUUUACUCCUGCUAUCUCACUACGGCAAGUCAUGAGGAUUCUUGGGCUUUCUCUGCCAAAUCACCACAAGCGGAUCUCAAGGACUCAGCGGGCGAGGCUUACCCUGACCACUCUAUCUCUCAGUCUGCAGCUCAAUCUCGCCGCCGACGUGGUGCAGCUGCAGCUGCACUUUCUGAGCCCGAGCACACUUGGUGUGGUGACCGAUGCUUGGCAAACUACACUCUUUUCAUGCGCAUCUCAUUCUGGUACUUGGAGCUGUGCAAUAGCAUUGCUGAAGGGGACAUUGGGAGGGCUUUGGAAAUCACUAAGUUGUUACGCUUCUCAUUUUGGGGCGCAGGAUCAACCAACUACGGCAAUGAACUCCUCGAACUUGCAUGCAAUUUCCUGCGUGAAUUUCCUCCAGAUCUUCUCACAGCCCUGAAGAAUAACUGGCUUGUCAACACAAGUGGGCAGGCUGGUCACUGGAUUGAACUUGACUUGCUUCAAGAGCAUAUUAAUUAUCUGCUCAAGCGACUCUUCAAUUCAAAAAGCCAAAGCUUCGACAGUGUAUUCCUUGCACAGAAGGUCAGCAUCAAUCUCAGCGGAUUCCAGGAGCUUCGAGUUCGAUUCCGCCAAUGGUUUGGACUGAAGAAAAACAGCGGGAGACAUGCCGAUAUCUCAGCAAGUGCAGAUAUUAAUCGCCUCGGCCAGAUUUACCGUCUCGAACAUGUUCUCAAAUUUCAACCUGGUCGAACCCAAGCAUAUACAGCACCUGAUGAGUUUGCAGAAGGCAUCGAGAAGCUUCAGAGUGGUCAUUUGCAGACAUUUUUAACACGGACAAUGAAUGGUCAAUGUAUCGUGGAUGCAGAAGAAGACCCCAAUGCGGACAGCGACAGUGGAGUGCAAGUUGCACCUCCUACUGCACUCUAUGUGAUAGAUGGGGAAGCUAACCUCGACAUGUUUGAUGAUCUGUAG